Molecule: messenger RNA, 2822 nt
Organism: Aquila chrysaetos chrysaetos
Lineage: Eukaryota; Metazoa; Chordata; Aves; Accipitriformes; Accipitridae
Gene: PRLHR
Product: prolactin releasing hormone receptor
Exons: 3
Coding region: 359-1393 (344 amino acids)
Biological process (GO): G protein-coupled receptor signaling pathway
Cellular component (GO): plasma membrane; neuron projection
Molecular function (GO): neuropeptide Y receptor activity; neuropeptide binding
Source: RefSeq, a predicted model, not a curated record
CUGAUCUCCACUUAGCUUGUAAAUGCGCAUCACCCUCUUUCUCACUCAUAUAUUCUCUCUCUCUCUCUGACACACACACACACACACACGCUCCUGGAUUUGCAGCAGACAGACAUCUAGGGCACUUCUUGGCAUCCACAGGAAAAUCAUAUGGGAUUAAAAAACCACAGCAGAAUUGCUGAAAGCUGCCUCUCAAGGAUUACAACUUUGCCUUUUGCUUUUACGGAUGCUUGUUUACUAUCCAUGUGGUAACCGCUGGACAGCCAGUAAUCCAUUCAUUAUCCACACUGAUUGAGUGCAGGAGUAGUGCAGUGGUAACUACUUCACUCAGCUGACGGCAGACGACAAAAGGAGGGAAAUGAUGAAUUCGGACAAUUUAACUUCCCAAAGCUUCCUCUCUGCAAUUCACAGCAAUGCGAGCAAUUUAUUCUCAGGGCUCCAGUUUGUUCAGACCUUCAAGCCACUCAUCAUCCCCUGCUACUCACUAGUGGUUUUUAUUGGUGUCAUUGGGAAUUACCUUCUCAUUUAUGUUAUCUGUAAGACAAAAAAAAUGCACAAUGUCACCAACUUUCUGGUAGGCAAUCUGGCUUUCUCAGAUAUGCUCAUGUGUGCAACCUGUGUUCCCCUGACACUCGCGUAUGCCUUCGAGCCCAGAGGAUGGGUGUACGGGCGUUUCAUGUGCUACUUUGUUUUCCUGAUGCAACCCGUCACUGUGUUUGUGUCCGUCUUUACCUUGACCGUCAUAGCUGUGGACAGGUAUUAUGCCAUGGUGUACCCAUUCCGCAGGAGGCUCACCAUCCCUAUUUGUGCUUAUAUCCUGGCUGCUAUUUGGCUGCUGAGCUGUACCUUGGCUGCCCCAGCCUUGGUCCACACUUACCACGCAGAGUUCCCAGAGCUGGACUUCUCCAUUUGCGAGGAGUUUUGGUUCCACAUGAAAAGAGAUCGCUUAGCUUAUGCCUACAGCACUCUCAUCAUCACCUACGUGCUGCCUUUGGCUGUCAUCUCCCUGUCCUACCUGAGAAUCUCGGUCAAGCUGAAAAACCGUGUGGUCCCAGGCAACGUCACCCAGGGCCAAGCUGAGUGGGACCGAGCAAGGAGGAGGAAGACUUUUCGCUUGCUAGUCUUAGUGGUGGCAGCCUUUGGAGUCUGUUGGCUGCCUCUGCACAUCUUCAACAUGAUAAAGGACAUAGACAUCAGCUUGAUUGACAAGCAGUACUUCAACUUCAUCCAGCUGCUCUGCCACUGGUUCGCAAUGAUGUCUGCUUGUACCAAUGCCUUCCUCUACGCCUGGCUCCAUGACAGCUUCAGGGGGGAGCUGAAGAAAAUGUUUGCUUGGAGGAAGAAAAAAAUUGGACCCACUACAAACUGCAUUAUGGCCAGUGUGGUGCUGUAAACGAGAGCUGGUGGGAGUGCACCUCCUUUGUAUGGUAACGCUGGAACAUACAAAAGGAGAUGAUGGCUUUAAUCCCUACAUCUACAUUUCCUACGAUUUCUACAUUUCCAUUAGGCGCUGGAGAUGUUUCAGCAGCAGCUAGCGGGACUGCAAAGAGAAGCUUGCUGCUUUCCAGCAUAGCGAUGAGAUCUGCCUCCCCUGCUGAGCACAGUUCUUGGUUUCCAGAUAACAUACUGGAAGGGCAGUCUGCGGCUCACGGCAGCAGGAGGGGUUUUAGCACCGUGGUCUGUGAGAGCCUGGUGAUGUGUGGGGUGCUGAGGAUCGCUCCUACGUGGCUUGGGAUCCCCCCAGCGACAUCACCAACAAAGUGAUGGGCUCAGCUGAAGGCAGCUGGUGCUCCCGUGAGGCCGGGCAGCACGAGGUGUCGUGGGUCUUGUCUACGGUUUCUCAGUCACAGGGAGUUGCGUUCAGUUACCCCAUCACACCCACGACGAGCCAGGCCAACGCUCUAGUGAAAAGGUGGCAGCCGAACAACACGGUAGCUGUGACGCGCUGUCACAGGUUGCCAUCGGUCACGGCUCAGGUUUGUGUGACCAGCUGCGUUUGGGAGCGGGAAGGUGAAGCAAUGGACUGUAUUGUAAACCAAGCCUGUCUUGGGCUUGUGGAGGCAGGGCAAGAAAGGAAAAAAAGAAAAAAGAAGAAUAUUUUUGGACUUCAAGCAAAAAAUAACUAUCCAAAGGCUAAAUCUAUAGCUGCUCAGAGGCUGUGUUUCUGUAUGAAAGUAGGAGUUACUCAAGUCUUCUUGUGAGUGUGGUCCCUCACUUGCAACAUGCCAGUUCAGUGUAGUGGCUUUAUUGCAUCUUUAUUGCAUUUUCCUCCCAUCCCUCAGCCGUACGGUGAGCUUGAACGUGGGUGAGCCAGGUGUAUGCAUGAACCAUUAGUGUGAGGUCCACGUAUGCAGAGCCAUUAGUGUAUGGUCCAGAGAUGGGUGGGUUGAGGGUGGAUGCACUUGUGAAAGGGUUUUUUUUAUAAAAAUAAUUGAAAAGUUGGGGAUGGGGUUCUGAGGCAAGUGUUCAACCAACCCACUCCUCAGCAACUGGAUCCAGCUCUAGAGGAAGUAAGGUGAAAAUAAUCCAAAUAUCAUGUGCAAGAGCUAGCUAUGAGCUACAUCACCAAUUAGAAAUUAUUUUCUGAGUCACUAUAUACAAAGUAUUUCAAAUUAAGAAGACUCGAAUCAUUAAGAAGACAAAACCUUCAACACUCAGCUUUGAAAUGAUUUCCUCUCAGUUACUGGAUCCUUUUAAAAUUCAACAUCUGUUGUUAAUAUUAAUAACUUAAAAAAAUUAAAAAUAAAUUUCAAACCAUCUGAAGCACUAGACACAGCAUAUGGUAGACCUGUUUAAUCUUAACAAGUCAAUAAUAUUAUCAU